This is a messenger RNA of Clunio marinus, 1907 nucleotides long. The record is from the annotation of a GenBank genome assembly. NCBI's taxonomy places the organism in Eukaryota, Metazoa, Arthropoda, Insecta, Diptera, Chironomidae.
GAAACACAUUGUUUACUAAACCAAAAGAAAUUUCAAAAACCGAAAGAAACAAAAAUAUUAAAAAGUAUAGAACGCCAAGUUUUCUCGAAAAUGUCGAACAACUGUGAUGAUUUAGAUGACAUUGAGGAUUUGAUUGCACCUGGAGAUCUUAAGCCGAGUGAUCGUUAUAAUAACAAAAAAGAUGUUGUUUUUCGGGGCAAACGUGAGAAGCGAAUUUUAAUCGAAGAAAAUGGAAACUUAGAGGAAAAUUCCAAUCAUAAAAGCAUCAUUCCUGGAACACAAACAAUUUAUGUCAAGACUUGGGGAUGUUCUCAUAACAAUUCUGACUCCGAAUACAUGGCUGGUCAACUUGUUCAGUUCGGUUACAAUCUUACCAAUGAAAAAGACAGAGCAGAUUUGUGGCUACUGAAUUCAUGUACAGUGAAAAAUCCAUCGGAAGAUACUUUUCGUAAUGACAUUCAAACCGGAUUAAAUAAUGGAAAGAAGGUUGUAGUAGCUGGAUGUGUGCCGCAAGGUGGAGGCUCUAAACAAGAUUACUGUAAAGGUUUAAGUAUUGUCGGAGUGAACCAAAUUGAUCGAGUUGUAGAAGUAGUUGAAGAAACUCUUAAAGGAAACACUGUUAAACUUCUUCAAGCUAAGAAAGUUAAUGGAAAACGUCGUCCAGGUCCAUCAUUGCUUAUGCCAAAAGUUAGAAAAAAUCCUUUGAUUGAAAUAAUUCCAAUUAAUUCUGGAUGUCUUAACCAAUGCACUUAUUGUAAGACAAAACAUGCUCGUGGAGAUUUGGUAUCUUAUCCUCCUGAAGAAAUAGUUCAACGAGCUAAAGACGCAUUUCAAGAAGGCGUUGUUGAGCUGUGGCUGACAUCUGAAGAUACUGGAACAUAUGGACGAGAUAUUGACACUUCAUUGCCUGAAUUAUUAUAUAAACUCAUAGAAGUUAUUCCUGAUGGAUGCAAAAUGAGAAUUGGAAUGACAAAUCCUCCUUACAUUCUCGAACAUCUUGAGCCAGUUUCUGACAUUCUGAAACAUCCUCGUGUCUACAGUUUUCUUCAUGUUCCGGUGCAAUCAGGCAGUGAUUCAGUUUUAGGAGAAAUGAAACGUGAAUAUUGCAUUGAAGAGUUUGAACGAAUUGUUGACUUUUUGAGAGAAAAAGUUCCUGGUGUUAAUAUCGCUACAGAUAUAAUUUGCGGCUUUCCUUCAGAAACUCCUGAAGAUUUUGAAUUGACAAUGAAACUCUGUGAAAAAUAUAAGUUUGGAUCACUUUUUAUUAAUCAAUUCUUUCCACGUCCUGGAACACCAGCAGCAAAUAUGCGAAGAAUUCCUGCAAAUCAAGUGAAGCAAAGAACUAAAAGAUUGACGGAUUUAUUUUAUACCUAUGAGCCUUACAUCAAUAACCUUGGAAAGGAAUAUGAGGUCUUAGUGACUGAAAUAUCACACGAUAAGAAACAUUUUGUUGGCCAUAAUCAAUUCUAUGAACAAAUUUUACUUCCCAUGAAAGAUAAUCUUUUGGGAAAGUGUGUAAAUGUCAAAAUUAUCAAGACCUCGAAAUUUAGUAUGGAAGGUGAAAUCAUUGAAGAAGAACAUCAGUGGAAAAAGGUUAAUGAGAAUAUUAAUGAAAAUCUUCUGCGUAAAAAAGAUAUUGGCAAUGGAUUUGUUCACGACGGCAACUUUGUUGAAACCAAUGGAGAGGCAACAAAUUCAAUUCAACGACAAGGAAUUGAUAAACUUCACUUGAUAAGUUUGAUUCUCUUAGGCAUUGCAUUGUCAUUUAAAUUUUAUUUUGAAUAUAAAAAACGGCAAACUUUUGAAUCAUAGACAACGAUUAUGAAAUUUUGUUGAAUAUUUGUAACACAUUUUGACUACGAAAUAUUUAAAUAAACGUUUGUUGAAAAAUAUUGGUCUGAUCUUUU